This is a messenger RNA of Crotalus tigris (Tiger rattlesnake), 1071 nucleotides long. RefSeq names its product chromosome unknown C2orf50 homolog (gene CIMIP5). The transcript is spliced from 3 exons. The record is from RefSeq and is a predicted model, not a curated record. The coding region runs from base 35 to 535 and encodes 166 amino acids. Lineage: Eukaryota; Metazoa; Chordata; Lepidosauria; Squamata; Viperidae.
UCCAAUUUUAAGUAGUAUAAACUUAAUUUAUACGAUGGGAAGCGAAAUAAACGGACUCAGAAGCACCACAUCAGCAGGGACUCCGUUGCCGGCAACCAGCUCUGCUGGAGAUUUAGCUUCAUAUUCUUCACUUUCAUUGAGCAGCAGGUCUGGAAGAAGCCCAAUUGUUAUCUCCCAGAAUCUGGUGAAGGCCUCAAGUAAACUCCAUGGAGAAGAACAAGAAGCUCUCAAGAGGGACCAGGUCCAACAAGACAAGAUCUGGAGAGAGGUUGUGGAGGCUGAAAGGAAGGCCACCAAAUAUUGGUAUCAAAACUGGAGUUUCCUAAAGGACUAUGAUCCCCAGGGCAAGAAAAAAGUAUCUGUCCAACUCCCUGAAUAUAUACCAAUAUUUUCAGACAAAAUUCCCAAUACUACCAACCGUGUAAUUGGGAGCAGAAUGAACACUGAUCUUGGUAAAACCCUGAUAAAAAUGGAUUAUUUCCUCAAUUAUGGAAGAAGAAAAACAAAAACUGAGCAAGAACUCCAGCCUUCCUAGAAUCAAAUAGAAAUCUUGCUGUUAAAAAAGUGCUUAUCUUUUUUGAAGAUUAUACUUUUUGAAAUAGGAUUAAUGUCAAAAACUUUGUGCACCUACCCUUCCAGACUUAAUUCUUCUGCAGACUAGUCAGCAAUGAUAUUUAGCAAAUUAAAGUUGAUAGCAAAGUUUGCUAAUAUUAUCCCUGAGAACGGUCACAUGUAAACACCAGUCUUUACAAUUUCCAACAUUUAGAAAACAGUGGUGCUGCAUCACAUUCUACUUUUUUCACUAGUAGGAAAACUGUGUUUCUUCCACCAAAUUAAGCCUGAAAUUUCAUUGCAGAUGAGAGCGCUGGCCUGUUAUACAUUGCAAGACUCAGCUGGGGCAUCAAAAUAUAUGUAAGUGCCAUAGUGGCACAGUGCUUAGAAUGUAGUUUUGCAGGCUAAUUUUGCAUUCGCAAUGCCAGGAGUUUGAUCCUGACUAUCUCAAGGUUGACUCAGCCUUCCAUCCUUCUGAGGUCAGUAAAAUAAGGACCCAGAUUGUUGGGGAGAACAUGC